Pipistrellus nathusii (Nathusius's pipistrelle) is the source of this 2874-nucleotide messenger RNA. NCBI's taxonomy places the organism in Eukaryota, Metazoa, Chordata, Mammalia, Chiroptera, Vespertilionidae. The record is from the annotation of a GenBank genome assembly.
AUGGGCCCGGGGCCUCUGCUGGUCCUGUUGGCGGCCACAACUUGGCCUGCUCAAGGGGUCCCGGUGAUAGAACCCAGUGUCCCCGAGCUGGUUGUGAAGCCAGGCGAGACCGUGACCCUGCGAUGUGUGGGCAAUGGCAGCGUGGAAUGGGCCGGCCCCGUCUCCUACCCGCACUGGACUCUGGGCCCAGAUGCCCCCAGCAGCAUCCUGACCACAAACAACGCCACUUUCCAAAACACGGGGACCUAUCGCUGCACGGAGCCCGGAGACCCCCUAGGGGGCAGCGCCAGCAUCCACCUCUACGUCACAGACCCCGCGCGGCCCUGGAAUGUGCUGUCCCAGGAAGUGGAGGUGUUUGAGGGUCAGGACGCCGUGCUGCCCUGCCUGCUUACCGACCCGGCGCUGGAGCCGGGCGUCUCGCUGCUGCGGAACCGUAACCGGCCUGUCUUGCGCCAAACCAACUACUCCUUCUCACCCCGACACGGCUUCACGAUCCACAAGGUCAAGUUCAUCGAGGAUCAUUAUUACCAAUGCAGCGCUCAAGUAGCCGGCAGGACGGUAACAUCGCUCGCCAUCCGCCUCAAAGUGCAGAAAGUUGUCCCAGGACCCCCGACCAUGACCCUGGAGCCUGCGGAGCUGGUGCGGAUCCGAGGAGAGGCCGCCCAGAUCGUGUGCUCAGCCAGUAACGUUGACAUCAAGUUUGAAGUCUUCCUCCGACGCGGAAACACCACGCUCAAAAUCUUUGAACACAAUGACUUUCAUCAUGACCGUUACCAUAAAGUCUUGACCCUCAACCUCGAUCAUGUAGACUUCAAAGAUGCCGGCAACUACACCUGUGUGGCCAAAAAUGCCCAGGGCGUCAGCUCCACUUCCAUGGUCUUCCGGGUGGUAGAGAGGGCCUACUUGAACUUGACCUCUAAUCAGAACCUCCUCCAAGAGGUGGCCUUGGGUGAGGAGCUCAAUCUCCAAGUCACAGUGGAGGCCUACCCGGACCUACAAGGCUUUAACUGGACGUACAGAGGACCUUUCUCUGACCAACAGCCCAAGCUCAAUUUUCGCAUCAACAAGGAGACAUACAGGUACACCUUCACCCUCCCCCUGCCUCGCCUGAAGCCCUCCGAGGCCGGCCGCUACUCCUUCCUGGCCUGGAACGCUGGAGGCGAGGAUGCUCUGACCUUCGAGCUCACCCUUCUGUCCCCCCCUGAGGUGAGGGUCUCGUGGAGCCCUGUCAAUGGCUCUGGCGCCAUCCUCUGUGAUGCCUCUGGGUACCCCCAGCCCAACGUGACAUGGCUGCUGUGCAGGGGCCAUACUGAUAGAUGUGACGAGGCCCAAGCGCUGCUGGUGUUCGAGGACCCACACACCAAGGUCGUGAGCCAGGAGCCCUUCCACAAGGUGACUGUCCAGAGCCUGCUGGCCAUUGGGACCUUGGAACACAACAGGACAUACGAGUGCAGGGCCCACAACAGUGUGGGGAACAGCUCCCACGCCUUCCAGCCCAUCUCUGCAGGAGCCAGCAUGCAGCUGCUGGAUGCGCCCCUCUUCACGCCCGUGCUGGUCGCCUGCAUGUCCAUCAUGUCCUUGCUGCUGCUGCUGCUCCUGCUGCUCCUGUACAAGUACAAGCAGAAGCCCAAGUACCAGGUGCGCUGGAAGAUCAUCGAGAGCUUCGAGGGCAACAAUUACACGUUCAUCGACCCCACCCAGCUGCCCUACAAUGAAAAGUGGGAGUUCCCCCGAAACAACCUGCAGUUCGGUAAGACCCUUGGAGCUGGCGCCUUUGGGAAGGUAGUAGAGGCCACAGCCUUUGGUCUGGGCAAGGAAGAUGCUGUCCUGAAGGUGGCUGUGAAGAUGCUGAAAUCCACGGCUCACGCCGAUGAGAAGGAGGCCCUCAUGUCGGAACUGAAGAUCAUGAGUCACCUGGGCCAGCACGAGAACAUAGUCAACCUUCUGGGAGCCUGCACCCACGGAGGCCCUGUCCUGGUCAUCACUGAGUACUGUUGCUAUGGAGACCUGCUCAACUUUCUGCGGAGGAAGGCUGAGGCCAUGCUGGGGCCCAGCCUGAGUCCAGGCCAGGAUCCCGGCUACAAGAACAUCCACUUGGAAAAGAAAUACGUCCGCAGGGACAGUGGCUUCUCCAGCCAAGGUGUGGACACCUAUGUGGAGAUGAGGCCCGUUUCUACUUCUUCUUCAAAUGAUUCCUUCUCUGAGCAAGACCUGGGCAAGGACGAGUGGCCACUGGAACUGCGGGACCUGCUCCACUUCUCGUGCCAAGUGGCCCAGGGGAUGGCCUUCCUCGCUUCCAAGAAUUGCAUCCAUCGGGAUGUGGCAGCCCGAAAUGUGCUGCUGACCAGUGGGCGUGUGGCCAAGAUUGGGGACUUUGGGCUGGCUAGAGACAUCAUGAAUGACUCCAAUUACAUCGUCAAGGGCAACGCCCGCCUGCCCGUGAAGUGGAUGGCUCCAGAGAGCAUCUUCGACUGCGUCUACACGGUUCAGAGCGACGUCUGGUCCUACGGCAUCCUCCUCUGGGAGAUCUUCUCACUCGGGCUAAACCCCUACCCUGGCAUCCUGGUGAACAGCAAGUUCUAUAAACUGGUGAAGGAUGGAUACCAAAUGGCCCAGCCUGCCUUCGCACCGAAGAAUAUAUACAGCAUCAUGCAGGCCUGCUGGUCCUUGGAGCCCACCCACAGACCCACCUUCCAGCAGAUCUGCUUCCUCCUUCAGGAGCAGGCCCAAGAGGAUAGCAGAGAGCAGGGCUAUGCCAACCUGCCCAGCAGCAGCAGCGAGCAGGAGGAGAGCUCCAGCGAGCAGUUGGCCUGCUGUGAGCAGGGGGAUGUUGCCCAGCCUCUGCUGCAGCCUAACAACUACCAGUUCUGCUGA